AUGUCUAACUCUGUUGACCAACAGUUUGGCGAGUUGAGCCUUUCGCAGGAUGAACAUGAUCAAAUGUACGAGCAAGAUGACCAAGACAGCCGGUCCUCCAAAGUGCUGAUCAGCGGGCUGCCGCUGCACGUUCGCUUCGACAACAUCGAGCCCCUCUUGCUCCAGUAUGGUAACGUGCAGCAUUGUGAUAAGGUGAACGUACGCGACGCAAACACCCAAGCGGUGUACAUCACAUUUGAAACUCCUGAGCAGGCGCAGCA
This is a messenger RNA of Leptosia nina, 260 nucleotides long. The record is from the annotation of a GenBank genome assembly. Lineage: Eukaryota; Metazoa; Arthropoda; Insecta; Lepidoptera; Pieridae.